CGCUCCCGCACGGCCGGCCGGGGCCGCCCCGCUCCCGCCUCCGCAGCAGAGGCCGAGGGCAGCGGCGGAGCGCCGGGCGCCAUGGUGCUGCUGGUGGUGAUGGGCGUCAGCGGCUCCGGGAAGAGCACGGUCGGGUCGCGGCUGGCAGAGAAGUUGGGAUGGAAAUUCUAUGAUGCAGACGAUUACCAUCCUCUAGAGAAUAAGAAGAAAAUGGAACAAGGGAUACCACUAAAUGAUGAGGACAGGAUUCCUUGGCUUUGUGCAUUGCAUGAUAUACUAAGGAGAGAAGACACAUCUAGACAAGAUACAAUUCUGGCUUGUUCUGCACUGAAGAAGAUGUACAGGCGUGUGUUAAUUGGUGGAACAUCUGCAAUUGAAAGCAACCAGACAGAGCAACCAGGAGACAACCCAGCACUGAAGAUCCUCUUUGUUCAUUUGGAUGGACCUAAGGACAUCAUUGCUGGGCGCCUGAAGAAGCGGAAAGGUCAUUUUAUGCCACUAGAACUUCUCCAGUCUCAGUUUGAUACUCUAGAGCCACCCAGUGCACCAGAAAACUUCAUUACUGUCAGUAUAGAAAAAUCUCUCCCAGAAAUACUGCUACAGAUUGAGAGUGCCAUUCUUCAGGGUGAGGCUUUGCCAGAGUAAUUUUCUGAAUGACACAUACAGAAAUUCCCUGAAGGAUAGCAAGGCUAUGAGACAGGAUUUUAAUUAUUAAAUUGAUUAUUAAAUCAAACCAACUUAUUUUUAAGAGCUGGUUUACUACUCAUUUUUUUAAUCAUGGCUCUGUAAGACAUACAAGAUGUAAUUUGCAAAAACUGUUAACUUUUCAAGCCCUUCACUCUCCUUUUAGUAAGAACCUGCUUUUGAGGAUCCUGGCAAAGAUCACACAGAACAAUUUAUUUUCUAAAUUUUAAUAUUUACUCUGUCAGACACUGAGAUGGGCAUAUCUGCUAUUACAAGAUUAAAUAACUUACAGCUUUCUUAAAAAUAACACCAUUUUCCUAGAAGAGGCAGGAACAUGCAUGAUGAAGUUCCAUACAUGACACUAUUCCUGUCUCACUGCUGGAUUUUCAUCAAGUUGUAGGUUCUGUGUUUGUAUCCUUGUUGACCUCACCAGAGCACUUAUGACUACAUGAGAACUUUCCUGAUCUCUUACUGUAUGCAUUGGCCACCAAGCUGAAAAAUGUGAGAAAAGAAAAAGGUAGUGGUGACGAUGCAAUAUACAAAAUUUAAUUGAAUGAAAAGCUUUAGAAAUACAGCUUAAGUGGCAUCAUACUGACUCUGAACUUAGAGCUUUCAUGUACAAAUGUACACACUGCAGCCAAGUGUGAGUCAACCAGUGAUUUAAGGUAUUGAAUGCAAGGUUGAGAGACAUCUCCUUAUUUUUGAAAACUUUUUACAGUUGGACCUUUUCCUUCACUUCCCAGUGCUGGUGGGUACCUCAGUGCAUGUCAAUGCAAUUGCUUUAAAGCUUUUGAUCAAACUAUUCCUAAUAUGUAUUUUUCUCAUCUUCUUUGAUGAAGAUUAGAAGAAAAUUCCAAAUACCCAAUCAGUCACUUAGCUCAGAGAAUUUAAAGUCCUUUUUUACCACCAAGGUAUUUUUCAAAAAGUACUUCAUGUCAUGUCAUGCCUUUUCAGCUUAAUGUUAUAAAAACUCCAGAUAGUUUCUGAAGUUUUUAUUAGUCAGAAAGAUUUGAGUCUUGUCCAAAUGGAGACAUCUCCAUGUGCUGUCACACAUGGAUUAUUUUUAUUGUGUCAUGCUUUUUUUUUUUUUUUUUUUUUUUUUUUUUUUGGUUUUUUUUUUUUUUUUUUUUUUUUUUUUUUUUUUUUUUAUCCCUGGGGUAUAGAUGAACUCUCGUAGAAGAGUACCUCAUGUUCAAAAGCAUCUUUAGGGCAAUUUUUACCUGGGUAAGUAGUUGAAAAACAUUAGUCAUGGUUCUCACUAUGAAAAUAGUAAGGGCUUUGUGGUUUAAUAGACAAACUACUGUGCUUAAAUUAGUGCAAUAAAUGGGCGUUAUCUUACUGAAAGCAGCAAUUUUUAGACACUGAGUUGGGAUUUUAGGCAUUAACCUACCCAGACAUGGUGUGUUCCUGUGACCUGAAGCGAGAAUACCAAGCAGUUACCAGUUUCAGUCUACUGCAGGGUGCAAGCUGAAGAUAUAGAAGCAAAGUUAAGUAAGUGCAAGAGACAGGGAUGUCUGUAUGCUUAAUACCCUCAAAUUUCAGAGACCCCUUCAGAUCAAGUGACUUGUCAGACCUGUACAAAUUUUGUAGCUAUGAAAAUCACAGAUACAGCACCCUCCUGUGACACCUCUGCUGUUAAUGAGGUCUUCAUCUUUUCCAAUACACCAUUUUACAAACAGUUGACUAAUGUACCCAUUAAAAAAUACAUACAAUAAAUACAAUACACAAUAAAGCCAGAACAGGACACUCUACAGCAGUUGCAUCCUGUCACACACAGAUACAAACAGACCUUCAAUUAUUUUUUUUUUAAGUGUGAGUUCUGAGAAGACCAAACUAAUUUUCAGACCCACUUGUCCGCACUUACAGAAUACUCUCAAAGUGGUUUCACCACUUUCACCACCAACAAAAUAAUUGUACUCAGCAGUUAAAAAUAAUUCUCCUUCAGAGAGUCUUAUGUAAGUAGCUUGGAUUUUGGAAGGCUUCUAAAACAAAGUUCAUACUUACAGGCAGUUCAGCUUCUUCAAAUCAGGUCAGGGUAUUUCUUAGUCUUUGUUCCUAUGUUGGGAAUAUUUCCUUCCCUUACCCUUUUAAUAGAUUUACAUUUUGCUUUUACUUAAAAGAUGCUGCAAAGAAGGUUGUUGUCAACCUAAUCAGUUGCUUGUUACCUGCUAUUCUGAAAGAUAACAAAGCAUUUUUUCUGUUCAGUUAUGUUCUGUGCAUUACAAAUUAAUAGAUUUAACAUGAAUUAUUGCAUUACUAAGCACAUAAAACUACUCUCAGAUUUUAUCAAGCUGUGCAUGUGUGCAGUGGAAGAAAAAGGGAGCAGAACAAUACCUGCCCAAACACAACAUUUACAUUCUACAACAUUUAAUUUACUUGAGUUUGGUUUCAUUUGGUCUUUUUGUUAUGAGGGAAUAUUUUUUGGGUUUUAUGUUGUUUUUAAACUAACACCACUAUUCUAGGGAUGUCAUAUUCACGUUAGUUGGGCAGGCUAUUAAUAUUUAGCACAGCUUAUCUGGAUGCCAGUGCUCUGUGUGUAUUUUGAAAUGUAUUUAGGAAAUGCAGCAAAAACCAAGAAGGAAACACCUGGAGUUAGAAAUUGCUUUCUCUAUCUCUAAGCACAAAAUAUCUAUGCAAGAUACAUGCACUAUACAUCCUCAUGACUUUAUGCUAAGCACAAUUAGUAGCAUGCUGUGUAAAUACUGUACCUACUACAGCAUAAACAUUUUUCAGUGCUAAAAUGAGGAAAUAAAAAUGAAAUGCUAUCAAUCCCAAA
Messenger RNA from Lonchura striata (white-rumped munia), 3460 nucleotides. RefSeq names its product IDNK gluconokinase (gene IDNK). Gene Ontology annotation, molecular function: gluconokinase activity. The record is from RefSeq and is a predicted model, not a curated record. NCBI's taxonomy places the organism in Eukaryota, Metazoa, Chordata, Aves, Passeriformes, Estrildidae. Gene Ontology annotation, cellular component: cytoplasm.